CUCCUCAAGGGCUGUUGCGUCGCCUGCGGUGGCGGUUUCAAUAUGGCCUCUCUUGAAACACCACUUUUCUCUUUCGCUGUCUUCAACCUCCUUUUAACCGGGGAAUUGAGCGUCCACGCAUUGGAUGUGAUGGUGUCGCAGAGCAGUAUCCAGGUAGCCCGAGGCCAAGCAGCCGUCCUGCCUUGCUCCUUCAGCACCAGCGCUGCUCUCAACAACCUCAACAUCAUCUGGAUGGUGAUCCCACUGUCCAAUGCCAACCAGCCGGAACAGGUGAUCAUCUACCAAGGCGGCCAAGUGUUCAGCCUCGCGAACCACCUCAACGGACGUGUGGGCUUUGUGUCCACCAUGCCAAGUACAAGUGCCUCCAUCUUCAUCAACAACACCCAGCUGUCAGACACGGGAACCUACCAGUGUCUGGUGAACAACCUCCCGGACAGGGGGGGGCGCAAUAUUGGUGUCAUCGGGCUCACUGUGUUAGUGCCCCCCUCGGUGCCAGCAUGUCGAAUCCAGGGAACGCUGGAUGUAGGCAGUGACAUCAUGCUGUUUUGCAGCUCAGAUGAAGGUAUUCCAACACCGUCCUACUCGUGGGAGAAGCUAGACGCGCUGCCCAAGCUGCCGCACAACGCCAUGCAAGACCAAAUGCAGGGCACUGUAACACUGAGAAACAUCAGCACCGGUACCUCAGGACUCUACCAGUGCACCUCCAGCAAUGCCAUCGGCAAGAGCACAUGCCUGCUCAAUCUUCAGGUUGUUGCACCCCAGCCUCAGAGUGUGGGUCUGAUAGCAGGGACCAUUGCAACUGGAGUGCUGGCACUCAUCAUCUGCUGCCUGUUGGUGGUGGUCACCCUCUACUACUGGAAGAAUAAGAACAAAUACGAGGAGGAAGAAAUACCCAAUGAGAUCAGGGAAGACGACCUCCCGCCAAAGAGGUCCUCAUCAGUGAAAGCGUUCCACGCCGAUGCUUCAUCCUCAGAGAACGACACCCUGACCUCCACCAACACCUACAACAGUCGCUAUUGGCACAACCCCAAACCCAACUACGACACCAACUCGUACACGCGUUACAACGGAGACACGCGGCAGACCUUCGCCACCGCUGUCCAUGGCACACACGGACACAGACAGUCCCAGAACCCGGGACACGGACACGGCUCGGCGGUCACAGCACCGGGCUCCGCCCCGCUGUCUCGCCACCCUCAGCCCACCGCGACGACCACGUCCUCCUUUGCCAACGGCAGCCACACACUCCCGCCACCCAAGACCCUGGUGGUCACCACAAACUCAGCCCCAUCUCCCACCACCAUGGCGCGCAGCAACGGCUCCGUGAGCCUCAAGCCAGUGGUGACGCCCACGCACGGGCAGCAUACGCACUCGUACGCUGUGAGCCAGGCCACGCUGGAGCGGAUGGGAGCGGUGCCCGUCAUGGUGCCCGCACAGAGCCGAGCGGGCUCGCUGGUCUGAAAACUUUUGCGCUUAACUCUUUGAAAACAAAACUUUUUGGGUUGUUUUUUUUUCGUUUGUUUGUUUGUUUUGUUUUCUUUUUUUGAAAUCCAAUAAUGUCAACCAAACCGCAUAUGGGCUGAAACAGCCUGCUGUCCUUUAUUUUACUAUUACAACUGUGUCUUUCUCUACUCUGUGUGCUGCUGAUUUUUUUUUUUUUUUUUUAACUAAAAACAAAGUCGGAUUUUGCAGAGCAGAGUUCAAACAAGCUAAUGCCAAUUUAUUUAUUGAAAUGAUCUUACCUUUUAUUUGGAAGUACAAGACUGAAAUUAAAUCCGUUUUUUUAAUCACGUCGGAUGGUUUUGUAACGACAGUAUUGGUUUGUUUAUCGGUUUUCCGCUAAACAAUGCAGGCCUUUCAAUCUCAGUGUACCGCGCGGUUGGACUGGAGUGAACUCAAAUUCCUUUGUAAAGGAAUUAAAUCAGGAUAUUUUGUUUUUAUGUUCAACAAAUACAAAAACUGGGUUCUCGAUGAUGAUAACGAUGAUUUAGCUUUGAAAAAUUGAAUGUUCCGGUGUCUGUUGGGAGGUACUUUAAGAUGAACGUACGUUUGCGAUGGCCUUAGAGGAGAAGAGAAUGACAGGCUUUAUAGGUGCAAUACAUUGCAUAAUACAGCAUACUUAAUUUCAUGAAAAUGUUUUAAAUGUGUUGAUGCACUUUUUUUCGAGCAAUUUAGAGAGCCUACCAGCUUGUUAAGAACUGUCUUAACGAUGACAUGUUUUACCCCUACAAAUCUUCAAGUACGCAUCUCCAUUUUGUUUUUAAUUUGUUGUUUUUGUCUUUUAUGUUUUGGUUACAGAUAUAUAUUUUCUUGCUAUUUCUGAGACAAAAAUGGAGAUGUCUGCUUUAACUGUACUGAUAAAAUGUUGCUCUUCAAAGGAUGACUGAAGUUUACAUCCUGCUUUUUUUUUUCGUCUUUCCACUUCACUGCUGUCCUAAUCUGGUCCGUCACCUCUGUGCUGCUUUUAGGAAACCAUGUUUUUGAUGAAUUUAAUUCAUGCUUUAUAAAGGAAGAAAUAUAUACAGUAUUUAAAAGAUAAUUUGUCCCCCCUACCCACUGAUAAAAAGGAAAACAGCUUCUGUUUUUCUACUGUAUAUAUUGUAACUACAACUGUAGGGUAGAAUCGGAGUACAUUUCAAUUUGACUCGCGUGUCUUAAAAUUUUGUGGCGUUGGAGGCGCAGAAAGAAAAUAAUGCUGAUCCACUGAAGGGAUUUUUUUUUCUUUUAUUUGUAUUUUUAUUUUCCUCACAAAUAAUGACUUUUUUUUUUACAAGGCAGGCAAACCCAGUCUAUUUAUGCUGUAUGUGGUAGAAAUAUAUAAAACGUUUAUAUUUUAACCAAAUUUUCAGCAGAUGAACUCAGCUUUGUCAUUUCUUGGGUGUUAAUGCAAUCUACUAAAAGGCUUCUCGCACAACAUGAUGCCGCACUUAUUCGAAAGAGUUCAUGCUUUUUUUUUUCAGUUUUAUGAAUGUUUUAUUAUUUACAGUUGAAAAAUGCAAUCUCAAUUUUGUCUUUGAAACAAUCUCGCAUUGUGUUGAGCCAGUGUCACCUUCUUGUGUCAUCUUGUGAGAGUUUAUUUACACUGGGUUGAAACUGGAUCUGACUUUUAUAAUUCUGUUUGUAUUUAAUGUUUGUAAAUCCAUGAAGUCAAAGCUGUACAUGUGCCAUUCUUCACUCCAAUGAGAAGAGAACAAGAUGGAAAAGUUCAGUUGGGUAAGUUGCUUAGAAGACGUGUUCAUUAGCUCGUUAUUGUGUAUGCCCAAUGUGGAUCAAAGUAAUAAGGCAAAGUUGGAUUUCAUUGCACAUUCUCUUUAAACUCGCUCAUGCUACUCAAACACAACCAAACUAAAAAGUCCAAAAAUAACAAAAGCACACAUGUAAUCGCAACCCUUCUUAUUUACCUGUCAAGUGUUUCCAAAUCAUUAAGAUUUUCUCAGCAUCUCGGACAAUGUUCCCCAACGUGGUUGUUAACACCGAGACGUCCUCUUAAGGUUUCUGUUGUUGUUAUUUAAGGGAGAUUGGCCACCUGAAAGAGCGAAAAUGGGGAAGUGGUGAAGAAUCACCAGUCGUCCUGUGUCCGUGACCGAGCGUCUACAAUGAGGUGUUAGAGCAAAUAAUGACCAAACCAAUUUGUAAAUAUGUAAAGGAAUCAAUUUGUUCUUACUGUUGGUUUGAAAUGUCAAAUAGGAAACAUAACACGAACUUGUAGAGAAUAAAAUAUUGUUGAUACAA
This is a messenger RNA of Hippocampus comes (tiger tail seahorse), 3732 nucleotides long. It is a transcript of the gene igsf11, whose product is annotated as immunoglobulin superfamily member 11. Gene Ontology annotation, cellular component: cell-cell junction. The record is from RefSeq and is a predicted model, not a curated record. The transcript is spliced from 7 exons. The coding region runs from base 43 to 1461 and encodes 472 amino acids. NCBI's taxonomy places the organism in Eukaryota, Metazoa, Chordata, Actinopteri, Syngnathiformes, Syngnathidae.